CGUGUAACAGAGUGCGCACCCGGGCUGAAGAUUAAUCCCCCUCUCACUCUUGUUAUUACUUUUGAUUCCGAGGCACUGCUGUCCUUCCUGGGCUGGCACACUCCGCCGCACCCCCCAAGUCGAGGAAAGGGAAAGGGAACACGCCACAGCGAGUCGUCGUCUGCUCCAGUGCACGAAUGGUUAAGACUGAGCUUCCCCGGGGGAGUUUCCAGCGCCGAGAAACUUUGACUUGAUGUUGUAGCACCUGUUGUGUCGCCAGUUGGCAGUCUGCAUUCAGCCAGGAGUCAGUCGGCCGGCCCGGGCCGUCUCAGCUCGGCAGCGCUAUCCCAUCUGGUGCACUGGGGGAUCAGACUUCACUCGACUCGACUCAACUCCUCUAUCUGCCUCCGUUUUUUUUUUCUUUUUCCUUUCUUUCUGCACUUUUUUUUUGUCUUGCAAGGAUCAUCGAGGAUUUUUUUUCCGGCUGCGUAACUGAUAAGUCUGAGCGCACGGCUCAAGAUUGAUCUUAGAUUGGAAUGCUCGUCUGUUUCAAAGCACUUUAAGUACUUUUAGAUGGUUAGCGAAACUAGUUUUGACACGCACGUGCCUACUGACUGGAAGCGAGCCUGCGAUUUUCAUUUAAAGGGAUGAAUGUGCGCUGAUUCGUUUUAAUCGGUAUCUUCUAGCCAACUUGCACUUGUAAUACCAGAUUGGCGUGAAUGCAUCCAGGAUCUCACUUUGGAUCAGCAAGAAGGGAUCCUCGGAUAUCUGCUGCUGGUGGCUUUUUUCAGUAAAAGUUUGACAGGUGGUCUGGUCCCACUUAUCAAGCCCGCUUUGCUCCUGGUGCAUGCCUGCUUAAACGAGCACAUUUUGCGGACGCUCUCGUUUAGCCACUGGGCGCUUCCGCAGGUCCCGUUUGUUUGAUCUGGGGGGGAGGCAGAGCCUUUCGGAUGGGAUAAUGUGGAAAAUACUUGCCGCUUAUCAGCUACAAAUGUUGCCAGAUCUGGACCGGGACUCUAUUUAUGCCGAAGCAGCAGCGUGGUAAUCCAAAUCUCCCAACUCCCAACUACUCGGCACGGCCAGCUAUACUUGUGGGCUUCUCCACUUGACUCGGAACCAAGAGAUCGGAAGAGUUCUAUUGACAGAGCUGCUCACCACAGAUCCAAAUGAUCCUGCCAUUUCUCAUCCUUCUAACAACUUCGAUCCAGCAUCAUGGAUCGAAUGCGGAUUCCAGCUUCAGCAACAAGUUUCAGCUGUCCAGUAUGAAAGAGCACAACGGAGUACAAGAUACACAGCAAGAAAAAAUUAUCACAGUUGUAUCAGAAGGAGUUAUACAGAGUCCAGAGUUUCCCCGCACAUAUCCUCGAAACAAAGCAAUAUUGUGGCGACUGAUUGCCGUCGAAGAAGACAGGAGGAUACAACUGACCUUUGAUGAAAGGUUUGGCCUUGAAGAACCCGAAGAUAACAUAUGCAAGUAUGACUUUGUAGAAAUUGAAGAACCCCUUGAUGGUACAAUUCUAGGCCGCUGGUGUGGAACCAAGCCAGCCACUGGGAAACAGAUAUCUAAAGGCAACCAGAUUAGGAUACGAUUCGUAUCUGAUGAAUAUUUUCCCUCAGAGCCUGGAUUCUGCAUUUAUUACUCCCUCCUUCCCCUGACAUUCCCUGAGCCUCAAAGCCCUUCUUUGCAUCCACCUUCCGUGCAAAGCAUAGACAUGCUCGAUGACGUGGUCUCCUACUUGAACACGGUGGAAGAGGUCAUCAAAUACCUUGAACCUGACAGAUGGCAGCUGGAUAUGGAAGACUUAUAUAAGUCAACGUGGCAUGUGGUCGGAAAAUCAUUUAUUCACCACAGAAAAUCCAGAGUGGUGGAUCUGAACCUCCUGAAGGAAGAGGUGAGGCUGUUUAGCUGCACGCCACGCAAUUACUCUGUCUCCCUAAGAGAAGAACUGAAGCGGACAGACACAAUCUUCUGGCCUAGUUGCCUGCUGGUCAAGCGAUGUGGAGGUAACUGUGCCUGCUGUGCUCACAGCUGCUAUGACUGCCAGUGUACCGCCACCAAAGUCACCAAAAAAUAUCAUGAGGUUCUCCAACUGAGACCAAAAAAUGGUGGAAAAGGAUGGCAAAAAUCGAUGACAGAUGUCCCAUUGGAACAUCACGAGGAGUGCGAUUGUGUGUGCAGCAGCAGCAGCAGCAGUCCUGAUGGAUAAAAGAACACAAUUCAAAGUUUUCACUAAAGCACAAUCAGAUGGUAUUGAGCUCUUAGGGUCCCGUCCCCCCCACCUUUUAUCUCCAGCAUCACUUGGGGGGAAUUUUUAAAAUGAAUGAAGUACUGGGAAAUGCUGACUCCGUUGGCCGGGAUUUUUGGACAUAUGGAUGGCACUUUGGGUUCCUAAGGAGGGCAUCGUUUUAUCUUGAGAUUUGUGAAAGCGAGAGUAAAUCACAAAUGGAAACGAGGAAGCAGAGAUUGCUCACAAUUUCUCCCAAGAAAUCUUGUUGAAGUGUGGAUUAUAAGACAAGCCGGCAACAUUCUUAAGAGGAAUAAUGUUUUUGGAACUCUUGGUUUUGCUUUUAAACUUAUGCUGCCAGCACUGGAGCUGUACUCCCCACAGACCUCUAUGUUUAGGAAAGUUCUUUUUUCUUAAUUAUCUUAUUAUAUAUAUUUUGGGGAGGGGGGGGGGUUGGUCUACUUUUUCAAAAAUAUUCUUCUGUAUAUUAAAAAUGAAGCAUUUUGCUUUUGUUGUCUAUCCUACUCCUUUAACAUAACUGUAGAUUUUAUUGAACUGCAAAUGAAUCAAUCCGUUUUGUCCUAUUUUGCCACAUUUAUGAUUCUAAUGUUGGCUUGCUUUGUUCAUUUUUUAAUCUUUGGUCCCAAAUUAGACAGUUGCCUUAAAAAAAUAUAUUUGUAUUUUUAGAAACUGUUUUAAUAAAAAAAAAAAACAAAAAAAAAACGGUGCAGCACAACAAUGACAUGCUUUAGAAGCUAUUGUGAUGGAGACGAGGAGUUACCUUUUCAUAUGCAGUUUUGUAUUGUUCAACUACUCUUUCCUAGAAAUGAUUUUAUUUUAUCAUUCAAUUUUUUUUUUAGAAUUUUAAUCAGUUAUUUUUAUAUUCCUGUACAGGUCUCCUUUUUAUUUUUACUAAAUGUGCAUGUAUUUAACAUACUUUGUCCGCUUUAUAUAAGCAUUUGAUACUCAUGAAGAGAAAAGGCAUUCUUACAUUGGCUUUUUGUAUUUAAAAGAACCAUUCGAUUGAAGGGAAGCUGACAUAUUAAUGAACAUAAAUGUGUAUGGGUGGUGCUGUUGCCUCAUGGAUCCGGUUUCCCGAGUUCAGAUCAUGCAGCCCCGGUCGCUGUCUGGUUGAAGUUUACAUCUUCUCUCCAUAUCUAUGAGAUUUUUUUUUUUCUUCAGGUAGUCCAGGUUUCAUUGCCACAUCACCAGUGACUGUGUGUGUUAAGUUAAUAGGCAACGCUAUGCUCACUGGCCACUUUAUUAGGUACACCUGCAUGUUAACACAAAUGUCUAAUCACACAAUCACACGGCAGCAACAUAAUGCAUUUCAGCCUGUAGACAUUGUCAAGACGACCUGCGGAA
Polypterus senegalus (gray bichir) is the source of this 3569-nucleotide messenger RNA. RefSeq names its product platelet derived growth factor c (gene pdgfc). Gene Ontology annotation, biological process: platelet-derived growth factor receptor signaling pathway; positive regulation of cell population proliferation; positive regulation of MAP kinase activity. Gene Ontology annotation, molecular function: growth factor activity; platelet-derived growth factor receptor binding. Lineage: Eukaryota; Metazoa; Chordata; Cladistia; Polypteriformes; Polypteridae. Bases 1146 to 2186 code for a protein of 346 amino acids. The transcript has 6 exons. The record is from RefSeq and is a predicted model, not a curated record. Gene Ontology annotation, cellular component: membrane.